AUGUUAGAAGUGUAUCAAUUCUCUCGUAUUCUUCCUCUUCUCUCUCUAGUACUACUUUACAUCUACUAUGUAACGAAACUGUUAUAUACAGCACUCUUAGGCCCAUUGUCAAGAUAUCCGGGCCCUGUUUCAGCCAAGUUUAGCGACAUAGAAUCCUAUUGGCACACAGUGAAACUUAAUCGUCACAUAUGGCUGUGGCAAAUGCACGAGAAAUAUGGACCAAUAGUCCGGAUAGGCCCGAAUAGCGUCGUCAUAUCGUCUGUGGAAGGUUUUCACCGGAUAUACGACGUUAAAGCAAACACCCAAAAAGCCGAGGCUUAUUUGGCGUACGCGAAAACAUGGGGCAUCUAUAACACAUUUACCAAGCUUUCUAAGGAAGAGUAUCAGCCUUAUCGACGUUUCGUUCAGAGUGCGCUAUCUGAACGAAAUGUCAAAGCCGCUGAGCCAGUUGUGAUAGAAAACAUCGACAGGUGGGGCGAUCUGCUAGUGAUUGGCGGAUCUUCUAAGACAUGGAGUAGUCCACGGGAUAUGGUUGGUGAAGCUGAUGCUCUUGUUUUCGACAUCAUCUGUGAUCUUUGCUAUGGCAAGAGCUUUAACGUCAAGGAGCAUCGUGAGAACGAAAUGCGAGAGACAUCUCGCAGUAUUCAGCAGUUCAUGAAGAUCAAUUACAUGAUUGCAAAAUCUCCAUGUGUCAAGCUAUGGAUCUGGCUCAAACCACGAGGACUGGACGCACUGAUGCGAGAGAUUACUCCGGCCUCUAUCAAAAGGUAUUUUCAGACAGUCGAGCGAUUGGUUCUUACUCGACUUGAGGAGGAAGAGCUCAAUGAAAAGAAAGGCAUUGACGUGCGGCGAAAGGAUCUACUACACUUUAUUUUCAAAGCCCGAGACGAAGGAAAAGUCAUCAUGUCGCACGGAGCUCUAGUAGAGGAAGCCGGCAUGUUCAUGAUCGGCGGGACCGACACAACCUCGCACGUAACUGCUGCUCUCUUUUUCUACCUUGCGCACAAUCCACGUGUACUCUGGACUUUGACCCAGGAGAUUCGCUCGACUUUCAUAUCACUCGACGAUAUCAAGGCCGGCCAGGCCUUGAGUCGCUGCAAGUAUCUAGACGCUUGCAUCAACGAAGCACUCCGCAUGAGCUCUUCCGGAAAUGCUGAUCAUUCACGCGAAGUCCUCCCCGGCGGCCUCAAAGUCGGCGAUGCAUUCUUCCCCGCUGGCACAAUUGUUGGUAGUUCGUCGUACGUGCUACAUCACUCUGCGGACCAUUUUAGAGACCCAUUCGUUUUCAGGCCAGAACGGUGGAUCGUAGGGGGAGAUAUCACAGCAGCAGAUGUAGCUCGAGCUGAGACUGCUAAUUUCCCGUUCUCACUAGGCCCAAGGGGCUGCCCGGGGAAGACGCUGGCUUGGGAGGAGCUGCGAUUGAUAUUUGGACGAACACUGUGGAGGCUUGAUCUGGUGUUGGCGCAAGGUGACACGACUGGGAUGGGCAGGGACGAGCUGGGAUGGGGAAGGACGGAUAAGACUCAAUAUCAAGCCGGUGACGCGAUGGUAGGGUACCGAAAGGGGCCGUUUGUACAAUUCAAGGUGAGAGAGUAG
Molecule: messenger RNA, 1596 nt
Organism: Pseudovirgaria hyperparasitica
Lineage: Eukaryota; Fungi; Ascomycota; Dothideomycetes; Acrospermales; Acrospermaceae
Product: cytochrome P450 monooxygenase-like protein
Exons: 4
Coding region: 1-1596 (531 amino acids)
Molecular function (GO): monooxygenase activity; oxidoreductase activity, acting on paired donors, with incorporation or reduction of molecular oxygen; iron ion binding
Source: RefSeq, a predicted model, not a curated record